Venustampulla echinocandica is the source of this 1659-nucleotide messenger RNA. RefSeq lists its product as uncharacterized. Bases 1 to 1659 code for a protein of 552 amino acids. The transcript has 2 exons. The record is from RefSeq and is a predicted model, not a curated record. NCBI's taxonomy places the organism in Eukaryota, Fungi, Ascomycota, Leotiomycetes, Helotiales, Pleuroascaceae.
AUGGCUCUCCAGAGCACCUACGAGCGGUUUCUCGCAUCGCCCAACCCUGCUCUCCUCGCAGACAAUGCGUCCCUUCACUACAUCACCACCCUGACUACCGUUACCAGUGCCGGCGAGAUCAUCAAGCACCUUAAUAAUCAAACCCACGAGCUCGCGAAGAGGGAGCAAAAGGUUCUCUCGGCCGUCGAAGGAACAGAUUCGUUAGCAGUAGAGAUCCACACCACCAUUGAAUUCUUAACGGGAGGAGGUGCUUAUCUGCCGAAGUUGGAUGAUAACUUCCUAGCUGAUCGCCUUGCGACCUUACCAAUUAUUCACAUCGUCGCCUUCGAUGCCAACGGCCAGAUUCUACAAAUCCGGCAGAGCUGGGAUCAAGGCUCUCUUCUCAAGUUGAUCGAUGUGAUCGGCAGCACCGGCCGCAAUUGGCCAAUCCUGGAUGGAAAGGAUCAUAUCAAGUUGAUCAAUUCGAGUGUUAAAAGCGCCGGUACAUCGCCCGCUGGUGGAGCUUCAAAUUCGAAUGCCGAUGAUCAAGGUCCGAGAUCCCGAGGCGACUCUACCAACAUCACACGCGAUCCUCAUGCAACAUUGUCUCUAUUUGCGCCGCGCGAGAAAAAUGGCCAAGAUGCCCUCCCAGCCGUGGUUGCCCCUCGCGCCUCAGCGAAACCACCACCUCGCGAGUACAGCGAACUCUUUGUUGGAGGGUAUACAGAAGACGCCUUACCUAACCGUACCAAGGCGUCUGCCCGCGAGCCCUCGGAAUCUCCCCCUAGGGCCAUUGCUUCCAAGGUUGGCGCAGGCAAAAAUUACUCGCCGUCGCGCAUCUUUGAUGUCGAUCCCGAGGAAGAAUCCUCGGCGGCUGUAAAGAACCACUCCGCAGCCCACUUAUAUCGCGCCAACCCCAAAAAAUACCAACACUUUGACUUCGGAGAUGGCAGUGAAGAACCAGAAGAAACCCCUCGUCAGCGUCCACUCAAGGCAGUCAAGUCGAGCAAACAUGGAAGCCAAUGGGGUUUUGAUGAUUUCAACACCCCUGCAAAGGUUGUCCCAACUAAAUCCCUGCGCACCAACGACGUUAGACACUGGGGAAACAGCGAUGAUGAGGUUAUGGAUAGCCCUAUCAAAGCUAAGAAAGUCGACAAACCUCGCCCGACUCUAGAACACAACUUUGAGUUCGUAGAUGAUGGCACGCCAGAAGGGGAUCGUCGUCAGACUGGACGGCCUCGGGGAGCAGGUCAAAAUACCGGUCUGGGCCUGUACAAGAACAACCUAUACGAUGACGAGAACGGUGGUGCUAUCGGCGAGGAGGCUAAACAACAGGUCACGAUUGCGAAUGUAAAGGAUCGCCGCAAGGACUUUGACCCGCAUUUCGCUAUGACAGAUGAUUCUCCUUCCGGAACACCUCUUCCAGGAAAGAACUUUGCGUCAGGGGAUAAAGAGCCAUUGGCCGAGGCCCCUGAUGCGGAAAGCAACAAGCAGAAACCCCAAGGCAUUAAUAUCGCUGGCGACGGAAUGGGCGGCAGGAUGGGUACUGGCAGACAAUGGGGUUUCGGGGACGACAGCGAUGGGGAGCAAACCGGCGGUGUCAACAAGCCGUCAAAAUACAAGACCGGGAAGACAUAUGGUAAAGGCCAAGGAUCCGGCGGUGAUUUCUGGGAUUUCUAA